AUACCUGCUGAUGUAGGAGUGGAGCAUGUUGGUGGAGAUGUAUUUGAAAGCAUCCCCAAUGGAGACGCUUUGUUCCUGAAGUGGGUUCUCCAUGACUGGGACGAUGAGGACAGCCUGAAGAUACUGAAGAACUGCUGGAAAGCAGUCCCAGAAAACGGGAAGGUGAUAAUUGUAGAUUCCAUUCUUCCUGAAACUCCAGAUUCUACGGAUUUAACUCACUGCAUCUUGCACGCUGACGUCAUAAUGCUUCUGGAGAGUCCGAGUGGAAGGGAGAGGACAGAGAAAGAGUUCAGAGCAUUGGCCAAAAAAGCUGGAUUUAGUGGCUUCAGCAUUCUCUGCAACUUCUCCAAUGCUUCCAUAAUGGAGCUCAGCAAAUAGUUUAUUGUUUCAUUCUGCACUGCGGAUGGGGUUUUCUACUGUUGUUCAAGUUUUUUGUCUUUUUGAAUUUUGGUUUAUGUGAUGGUAAGAAUGGGUGUGUUAUGAAAUAGGAAAAUUUAGAAGUGGUUUGUGAUGCUAUUCCUUUGUCGUUGUACAACAUGUUAUAGAUUAUAAUGGAGUUCAAAAGAAUGUUGGAUGCAUGAUACAAAAUGAUGCAGUGUGUUCGAGGAUGAUUUGAAUUGUAUGUUAUGGUUCUUUGAUUGCUCUGAAUUCAGAUCAAAUAAUUCAU
Molecule: messenger RNA, 667 nt
Organism: Phalaenopsis equestris
Lineage: Eukaryota; Viridiplantae; Streptophyta; Magnoliopsida; Asparagales; Orchidaceae
Product: quercetin 3-O-methyltransferase 1-like
Exons: 2
Biological process (GO): methylation
Molecular function (GO): O-methyltransferase activity; S-adenosylmethionine-dependent methyltransferase activity
Source: RefSeq, a predicted model, not a curated record